Messenger RNA from Coccidioides immitis RS, 912 nucleotides. RefSeq lists its product as uncharacterized. The record is from RefSeq and is a predicted model, not a curated record. The transcript has 2 exons. The coding region runs from base 1 to 912 and encodes 303 amino acids. NCBI's taxonomy places the organism in Eukaryota, Fungi, Ascomycota, Eurotiomycetes, Onygenales, Onygenaceae.
AUGAAAAUAAAAUCGAGCUUUACGCUUGGCUUGCUCCUAUUCCUCUCUUCCUCGCUCUCCGUCACAUCACGCAGAGUCCUCCGGACGGACCUCAGUCGAACAGAAGCUGAGGCAAGCGGCCACUAUGCGCCCGUGAUCGACGCUCCUAAACUGCCUGUGUUGGAGAAGCGAAGGGGUGGCGGAGGUGGAGGAGGAGGACGAGGUGGAGGAGGAGGAGCACGAGGUGGAGGAGGACGAGGUGGAGGCGGAGGCCGCAGCGGUGGAGGAUCUGGAGGUCGUUCGGGGGGUGGUGGGCGUGGCGGAAGCCCCGGCGGCAGAGGUGGUGCUAGUAGCCCGGGUAGUAGACCGUCAAGCAAUGCCGGUGGCACGUCGCCCGGAGGAUCCGGUAGCCCUCGUAGUUACGGCGGCGGCAACAAUUACGCCGGAGGUGCGGAAGUUCCCUACACAGCUGGCAGGCGAUCUCCAACCGGUUUAUUGCCAUUUUUCCUCCCAGUGGCGCUGCUCGCCUUUUUCCCGGGGCUUUGGCUAUUCGGAGCCUACGCCUAUCAGUCCAAUCAUGACUUCAACUGGCGCAAUCGCACGAGUGGCAUGGACGAGAACAUCCCGAUCAUCUGCCUGUGCCAACAAUACUCCGUGUGCGGAUGCGAUGAUAAUAACAAUAGCACCUAUAUCCAGUCCAUACUCAACGACACAGAUCAGAACGGGCUGCCACGCAAUUCUUCCAUCGUCAAGACUGUGGAGGUCAACGGCACAACAAGAAUUUAUAUUAAUGGCACUCUGCCCAACGGGACUACCGCUCCCUCCGGAGAAUCGACCAACAUGGCCCCCGGGCUUAUGUUGCCGCAUCUUCUGAAGUUGAGCGGUUAUUGGUCCAUGGUAGCAAUCGUCCUGGCGACUGUGACGCUCCUCUAA